GUUUGUUUCUAUAACUCCACCUGCUCAAACAUAAUGUCAUCCCAGCGUUUUUACACCGGUGACGAACAGGGUCUUAUCAAGGUCAUUACUAUCACUGAACCACAAGUAGUAAAGGUCAAGCGAGUCAAAAGGAACCAACCCACCCCUGAAGCUCCCCCAAAACCCAUCCCUACAAUCAUAACCUGGGGCUCUCCUGAUAGAGAGAAAGCGAUUCAGCUCCUUUGCUGGGACCAUGGCAAGAAAUAUCUGGCUGUUGCUCGCAAGAAUGGCCUUGUUCAAUUGGUCGAUCCUUUGAACAAUGGUUCCUCGGUCUAUGAAUUCAAACUACCUUUAGAGAAGCAGGACAAAGUCGAUACCAUCUUUGUAGGCUUAUUCGCUAAUACAGAACAUAUCAUCACAUGCACUAAUACUGGAGUACUCACAGUCCAAUCAAUCCACAAUGUCUCACAGCAACGGACUUUUAGUAUAGGCAAAGACAUCUGCAGGAUGAGAGUCCACCCUAAAGAACACCACGUUGUAGCUACAGCAGGAAAGGAGCAGGAACUCACUUUAUGGGAUCUAAAUGAGCUGUCCAAUGACUCAUCUGAAAACUCUACACCCGCUUCGAAGGAAAAGAAGACCAAACAAAUAAAUGGGUCGUCAAUAUCAUCAGGAAAAGGUUCCAAAAAGGAUGCGCCGUCAGAGACUCGCUACAAAUCCAAAGAAACCCUUGCCAAUGGCCAGCUAUUCAAGGCCAAGAAUGUCAAGAAUGAUCAUCUCGAUCUCCGUGUCCCUAUCUGGAACACAGACUUUCAGUUCUUGAGCCCGAUUAAUAUAUCACGCAUUGCUGUCGGAACCAGGUAUCACCAAAUCCGUGUUUAUGAUACUAAGAGUGGAGCUAGACGACCCGUUGUCGAUGUGGAAAUUGGAUCGAUGCCUGUAGUUGCCAUGGCCAAUGGUCCGAAUGCGAAUGAGAUUGUCUUUUCUGAUACAGAAGCAAAUGUCUAUUCUGUGAAUACAGUCAAUGGCGAAAUCCUUGGACAAUUCAAGGGUUUUACAGGAGUUGCUACAGCAUUGGCAACGUUUGUACCAUUCGGGGGUGAAUCCGAUGUUUCACAUUUGGUGAGCGUUGCUAUGGAUCGCUGCUUGCGUGUACACGAUUUAAGCAAGACUAGAAAACUGCUGCAUAAAGUAUAUCUAAAACAACGCAUGACUGCCGUAGUUGUUGGAGAGUUUACCCCUGCAGAGCCAUCAGAAGAGGAGGAGGAUAAUUAUAACAGGAGUACCAAGAAGAGCAAGGAUAUUAAAGGCGAAGAGGGUGAUGAGGACGACGAGGACAUUUGGGAGAGUAUGGGCAAACUUAAGGAGAAGAAGACGGUCAAGAAGAGGAAGAACAUUCAAUAGAAUUAAAGCAUUGC
Molecule: messenger RNA, 1397 nt
Organism: Lobosporangium transversale
Lineage: Eukaryota; Fungi; Mortierellomycota; Mortierellomycetes; Mortierellales; Mortierellaceae
Product: WD40-repeat-containing domain protein
Exons: 4
Coding region: 34-1383 (449 amino acids)
Biological process (GO): ribosomal large subunit biogenesis
Cellular component (GO): nucleolus; preribosome, large subunit precursor
Molecular function (GO): protein binding
Source: RefSeq, a predicted model, not a curated record